AAGGAAAGUGGAACAGAAUUGGGAAUCCUAAUAGUGACCCACACCCACUACGAAGUCAAGUCUUCGUCCAUUCUUCUUCUCUCCUUCUCUGUCCGUCACAUUCAAGUUCAACUACUCAAGUAAGUGAGGGUGAAGCAGAAGCAGCAGAAUCGGAAAUGUGCUCUUCGGAGGGUGAUUGCAGGCCUUUGGGCUUUCUACUGGGCCUUCCGUUCGCUCUCCUCUCCCUCCUUCUCUCCAUUGUCGGCAUCGUCAUCUGGAUCGUGGGAUUGUUGCUGACGUGCAUAUGCCCGUGCUGUUUGUGCGUGACGGUGAUCGUGGAGUUGGCUCUGCAGUUGGUCAAAGCCCCAAUUCAUGUCAUGGAGUGGUUCACUUCUCAAAUCCCCUGUUAAUCUCUCUCUGUUUGCUUGAUACUUUCUACAAUUACUCUUUUUUUAAUAUUAUUUUUAAUUUUAAUUAUAGUAAAUUCAUCAGCUUGGUCGUGUUGCUUUCUUAAUUAGAUACAUAUAUCAUUGUGAAAUGUGAACGAAUGAAUGUUUAUGCAUAACGUCCAGGUUUGUUAUUACGGUA
Malus domestica (apple) is the source of this 567-nucleotide messenger RNA. RefSeq names its product signaling peptide TAXIMIN 1. The record is from RefSeq and is a predicted model, not a curated record. NCBI's taxonomy places the organism in Eukaryota, Viridiplantae, Streptophyta, Magnoliopsida, Rosales, Rosaceae.